Messenger RNA from Argiope bruennichi, 4630 nucleotides. RefSeq names its product disintegrin and metalloproteinase domain-containing protein 19-like. The transcript has 28 exons. Bases 323 to 4072 code for a protein of 1249 amino acids. Gene Ontology annotation, biological process: membrane protein ectodomain proteolysis. The record is from RefSeq and is a predicted model, not a curated record. NCBI's taxonomy places the organism in Eukaryota, Metazoa, Arthropoda, Arachnida, Araneae, Araneidae. Gene Ontology annotation, molecular function: metalloendopeptidase activity.
UCGACGGUUAGGAACACCGCUUUUUAAUCUGCUUUCCGUAGUGUAUGGCUCUUCCUUUUUUACACGUUUGACACUCGACUGGGUUCAAAAAACCUGCCUGGUACUUCCUAUCGGCAGAAAUGAGUCCGAUUUAGUGACUAACUGUUAUGAAAAUGGACGGAGCGGUUCGCUGUGCAAUCCCGUGGACGCCAUUUUGGCCAGGCAAUCUACUGAGGGGUAGCAGUCUGUUACAGUGUCGUCCAUGCUUUUGAGAUCCGCUCGCGGUGCAUCGUCGCGCCGAAAGUUUAAUAUGGCUCUAAAAUAUGUUCCUUCAUCUUGAAAAAUGCAUUGGAUCCUAUUGACGAUCAUUAUCGUUUGCUAUGCGGCUCCUUUUCCUGGAUUAAGCGUGCCGAAAAAGAAAAGAGCUCCUGAUUCAUUUGAUGAUUUUUCGGAUGAUACCAGCCGCCCUUUUAUUGCUGAAAAGCUCAAAAGAUUAUAUCCAGAAAAUGAGAGGCUCAUAGCCAGUAUACCUAGUCGAAUUUAUGAAGUUAUUUAUCCUGUUCAAAUUCGUCAGCAUGUUAAAUUAGGGAUUUCUACAAGGGAAACUGGUGCCAACAAAACUGGGGAGCAUUAUCAUCAAACUUCAUUGCUCAUCAAAGCUUUUAACUAUAAGUUUCGGAUCGAUUUAGAGCUCAAUACGCACCUACUUGCACCAAAUUUAAUUCAAAAGCAUUUUCUCCCUGAAGGUGCUCAACAGAUUUCUACUCAGGAAAUAGAGCACUGCUAUUAUCAUGGGACAACAAGAGACUAUCCUGGAGCCAUUGCUGCCUUCCGCACAUGUAAUGGGGUUAGUGGUAUUCUUCAUGUUGGGAAUGAUACAUUUGUAAUACAUCCAUUUUAUGGUGGAGAUCAGUCCAAAAAGCAUCCACAUGUUAUUUAUCGAUAUUUUUCUGAAUCUAAAGAUAAGCAUACUUGUGGUAAUACAGGGAUGCAUGAAUGGGGUUUUAAAAUGUUUCGCAUGAGACCUACUCAUCAAUCACGCUUAAAAAAAGAUGUUAGGCAGGUUAACAAGUUUGUAGAAUUGGCUUUAGUUCUUGAUCAAGCCAUGUUUGAUAAUCGAAAUGCAAGUAGAAAUGAAGUUGUUAAUGAUGCCAUCCAAAUUGUUAAUUGUGUUGACAUGUAUUUUCGUACUGUGAACACCCGAGUAUCUGUGGUUUAUGUAGAAACUUGGGCUCACGGAGAUCAGAUGGAGGUCACCAGUGAUGUCCGACAGACACUGUUGGGCUUCAUGGAGUAUGCUUCUCGCAAGCUGUAUAAAGUUGCGAAAGAUGCUACACAUUUAUUAACAGGCCAUAAGUUCAGAGGUCAUGAAGUUGGCAUGGCAGUUCCUGAUAGUAUAUGCACAGCUAAAGCAGUAGGAGUGAGUGAAGAUUCCAAUAUAUAUGAACCACAUUUAAUUGCUAGCACAAUGACACACAUGUUGGGGCACAAUAUUGGCAUGAGCCAUGAUCAUUAUAAUGGAACUGAUUGCAAGUGUGAAGACUGGUGGGGAUGUAUCAUGGCCCAGACAAUAUUAGGUGUGAACAAAAUCCAGCCAUAUCAUUUUUCAACCUGUAGUUUACAAGAUUAUAUAAAUUCCCUUCGAAUUGGCCAUGGUAUUUGUUUGUUCAAUAAACCAAAUCAACUUGAAGAUUUUCGUACUUGUGGUAAUAAUGUCGUUGAAAAAGGUGAAGAGUGUGAUUGUGGUAGCAUUGAUGAAUGUAUGCAGUCUGACCCAUGCUGUGAUCCUAUAACUUGUAAGCUAAGAGUGGAAGCAGAAUGCUCCGUGGGACCAUGCUGUGAAGAUUGCAAACUCCGCCGUUCUGGACAUCAGUGCCGUCCAGCUGCAACAGAAUGUGAUAUACCUGAGUUCUGUGAUGGUCAAGAUGGACAAUGUCCUGCAGAUCUAUUUAAGAAGAAUGGCGCCCCAUGUAAGAAUGGAGCAGGCUAUUGUUUCCAUGGCGGCUGUCCAACACCUGAUGAUCAAUGUGAAUAUUUAUGGGGAUUUGGAGCUAUGCAAUCUGAGUUCGAGUGUUUUCAACAGUUUAAUACCCAGGGAAGUCUUAAUGGUCAUUGUGGUGCUGAUAAUCAAGGUGGCUUUAUUAAAUGUACAGAAGAAAAUAUCAAGUGUGGCUCUCUUCAGUGCCAACGCGGUUCCAGAACGCCCAUGAUAGCAGGGAAUGAUAAGCAGUAUACAAGAACAAUUGUGUCAAUUGGUGGUCAAGAAUAUGAGUGCAAAGUGACUUCUGGCACGAUCACUGCAGAAAUCCCUGACUUGGGCUUAGUGAUGGAUGGGACAAAAUGUGCUGAGGAGAAGAUUUGUGUAAAUCAAACCUGUGUUAAUGUUGAUCUAUUUGUUGAGCCUGGAUCAUGUCCAACAAACAAUGUUGCCCUGCCUUGUUCAGGACAUGGUGUUUGUUCUAACAUAAACACCUGCCACUGUGAUGAGAAAUGGACAUCAGCUGAUUGUAGUCAACCUGUAGAUCCUGGGCUGAAUACUGUAGAUCACACUAGCAAACAGGAUGGAACUUUAGAGAAAUCUGGGGAAACUAGUACAGUUCCUACCAAGAAGCCACCUUUGGAUUCCCGUUCACCCUUGGAAGCUUGGAGGAAUAAUACCAUGAAAUCAAAUAUACCAUAUGAGGUUGGCAAGAAAGACGUCCUCAGCACCCCAUCUCUCGUUAUAGUUCUUGUGUGUGUUGUUGGUGGAGUGUUUAUUUUCUUUGCUUUAUUAGCCACCUGCUACAGAAGACAGAGUGCUAUGCCCAAGCCGGAUGCAACCCACCUGAAAAAACACACAAGCCGCAAGUUUUCUGCCACGCAGGGUUCCAUCAAGCCCGAUGAAAGUUCUUCGCAAGAAAAUGUCAACCGUAUUAUUACUUUCGGAAGCAUGCCUUCCUACAGGGAAGAUAAGCUUCAGGAAUUAAAAAGACAGCAAGUUUUGCAACUGAAAGACACUUCUUGCUCAGAUGGUGAAGAACUACUUGAUGAAACCUCUGCUUUUAUAGAACUGUCACCCAACAAUCUCUCUAAGGUUCCAGAAAAGGGAAUACUAAAACGUGCAAUUCGAUCGGAUAAAGGCAAAUGGAGUGAUGAAGCAUCCCAGUCAGAUAACCAGGACUUAAUGAGCCAGGCAGGCAGCCAUGGCGAUCGAAACAGUGAUGCUUUGACCGAAGUUGAACGAACUUUAAAGAGCUUGAAUGGUUACCAUGAAGAAAUACUUGAAGCACUCCACACUGUGUCUUCCCAUCGUCCAGCCGAUAGCCAGGGAAGUCCACAGGAUGCUAAAAAGACUUUUCCCGAUACUGUAGGUGAUUACAGUAUCAUCAAGAGCAGCUCGGAACAUUUGGGGAACACGAGCAGCGAAGAAGCAGAGGACAUGGUUCCACCGUGUGGGCCAAUACGGAUACGGAACUUGGAGGACUUGCUUCGGCAGCUAGAACACCAGCCACUUCAUGUCUCUCCUGCAGGUUCUGAUCUUCGUCUUAGUGAACCGGAGGCUGAUCGCCAUUACAGGGUGGACAGGACGGAUAGUGCAAGUGGUACAGAGAGUCAGCUAGAGCCUGGGCUUCAGUUUUAUUUGGGCCGCAAACAGCAGAGGCCAUCAGCAGGCGAUGUCUCCAGCCACUUUGGCCGAGCUCCUCCAGCUGAAGCAGAAGAGGAGGAGGAAGAGUUUGAUGAGGAAGGCAGUGAAGAAGAGGGUGAGGACGGAGACUUUUCAUCCCACCAGUUUGUGAGAAGUGCAAGUGAAGAGGCCUUGCCAAUGGCUUCUUACAAGCCAGAUUAUGCUUAUGAGCGAAAUCUCAACACCAAGCAGAUGCAGGACAAAGUGUUAAAAAGGGACGUUUGUGAAUAUGUACCUAGCCCACCUUCUGAUGAAGUGUAUGAUGUGCUAUUUGAUGACAAAGGAUACUUCCCUCCGUCAACAGGAACUGAGCGUGCUCCAUUGCCACUAACUGCUCCGCCUUCUUCUAGCUCCUCCACUUCCGGCUCACAACCUCCCUCAGGAGCAAAGAGAAAAGGGAAGAAGAAAUUCCCGGAGUACAAGGUCUAACAAUAAUUUAAUUUAAAAUACAAAAGUACUAGUCAUUUAAUUGAAUCAUUUACCUGACAACUUCAAAUAUUAUGGAUUUUUAGGAAAACAUAAUAUGGACCACACUUUAUCUUACUAUUGGGCAAGUUUUUAACUUAUUCAUGUGGCAUUUGCACAUAGUCGGAUCAGGUUUGUACCUCACAUUUGCUCAGAUGUUAGGUUGCUGUCUAAUGCUGCCUACGUGACCUUUCAUUCAAAGACUUUAUUUGUUCUCUCCUUUUGCUUGUUAUUUUUUACAGUGAUUCUUUGUGGAUUUUACUUUUUUAUUUUUUCAAUGAUAACUAUAUUUUAUUUAUGGUGCACUAGCUUGUAUUUCAUUGAUAAAUUUGCAUUAUGGUGUUGAAAAUGUAAAAGUUUAAAAUUGUUAUCUGUAAGGAAUGAAUUUAAAUUAAUUGAUCAUGAAUUUUUAUCUUAAGAGAUAUUCUAAUUAAAAUCCCUAGUGUUAAUUGUUAUUUUUUUUUUCUCUAACAUGGUAAAAAAAAAUACAAUUUUAUUAAUCAUUUGUUUCAAAUAUAUUGA